Molecule: messenger RNA, 849 nt
Organism: Pimephales promelas (fathead minnow)
Lineage: Eukaryota; Metazoa; Chordata; Actinopteri; Cypriniformes; Leuciscidae
Gene: timm10
Product: translocase of inner mitochondrial membrane 10 homolog (yeast)
Biological process (GO): protein insertion into mitochondrial inner membrane
Cellular component (GO): mitochondrial inner membrane
Source: RefSeq, a predicted model, not a curated record
GGAAGUGCCAAUUACAACGCUGGAUGGAAAGGAUCCACGUGGGUACUUCCUCCGGUCCGGUCAAGCAGACACACACUGAAGGUUAAGCAAGCUGUUUGGGCUCUUUGUUGAACGGGACCAACGAGCAGUCCGGUGGGUUUGAGCGAGUGUGAACCGAAAGGUUAUUUGCCGAGAUGGACCCCAUGAAAGCGCAGCAGCUCGCCGCGGAGCUGGAGGUCGAAAUGAUGGCUGAUAUGUAUAACCGAAUGACUAAUGCGUGUCACAAGAAGUGUGUUCCGCCUCAUUACAAGGAAGCAGAACUUUCAAAGGGGGAAGCUGUGUGUCUGGACCGCUGUGUUGCCAAGUACUUGGACUUGCAUGAGAGACUUGGCCGUAAACUCACUGAGCUUUCCGUUCAGGAUGAAGAGGUGAUGAGGAAGGCCGCUGCGGGCACUGGAUAAGACCUGACAUGGACUCCAAGGGUGGGGCUGAAGGCCUUGGAUGGGCUCGGUGGGCACUUUGGACAUCCGUUACGGGGAAAUCAGGCAGCAUGUCCAUUGGACAUCAAUAUAAAUAUUAUAACAUGAACAAUAUUGAGACAAAUAUUGAUUCAAUGUUAGAUAUGCAAGGAGGUGGGAUACAGCUUGCCCCAGGAGUUGUUAGUUUGUUAGCAUGAACAUUAUUUACAUCACAGGAAUAAAACCUUGUGUGGUUGGGGAGAUAUUUUUGAGUGUUGUGAAAUUGUGUCCUUGUGAAAUCGUAGGUGACUUUUUUUAUGUUGACACGUCAUUGUAAUUUUUUACAUUCUCCGAGUCAUUUUACAAAAUGUACCUUUAUUGCAUAACAAAAUUAAAAUGUUUACCAAUCUGA